Cercospora beticola is the source of this 1623-nucleotide messenger RNA. Its product is annotated as acyl-CoA carboxylase subunit beta. Lineage: Eukaryota; Fungi; Ascomycota; Dothideomycetes; Mycosphaerellales; Mycosphaerellaceae. Gene Ontology annotation, molecular function: ligase activity. The record is from RefSeq and is a predicted model, not a curated record.
AUGGCCUCAACAAAUUCGUAUCCUGUCAUCUCUUCAGAAGUAAAUCUUGGCGGGCCGCAAUUCCAAGCGAAUCGUGCAGCAUGGGAGGAUCUGCUUUUGAAAUUUGAGAGAGCAUUGAUCGACUCCGUCACAGAGGGAGGGCAACAGUAUCUCCUCAGGCAUCAACAAAGAGGGCAGCUUCUUGCUCGAGAUCGAAUAGCGCUUCUCCUAGAUCCCGACUCGCCAUUUCUGGAGCUCUGUCCUUUUGCUGGGUGGGAUCAAGAAGACAUUCCGCCUUGUGGCAACCUCAUUUCUGGCAUUGGCAGUGUUUGCGGGCGACCUGCUCUCAUCAUCUCCCAUAUUCCAACCCAGAAUGGCGGCUCAUGGAGUAAACUCACUGUACCGAAGCAAAAUCGAGUGACCGAAAUUGCAAAUGAGAACAAUUUGCCCAUCGUAGCACUCGUGCAAUCUGCAGGUGUAUUCCUUCCUCAUCAAUUCGAUAUCUUCCACAAGGGUGGUCAGCUAUUUCGCGACCUCUCUCAACGAAGCCAGAAUGGGCAACAGUCUUGCUCUAUCGUCUUCGGAUCCUCAACUGCGGGCGGUGCUUACCAACCGGCCAUGUCAGACUACACUAUAUUCGUCAAGGGCCAAGCACAAGUUUUUCUGGGUGGUCCUCCACUCGUCAAGAUGGCCACAGGCGAGAUCGUAGAUGCCGAAACUCUUGGUGGGGCGGAAACGCAUGCGAGGCUCACUGGGCUGGCUGAUCAGAUCGCGGUUGAUGAGUUCGAUGCCAUACGAAAAGCUCGAGAGUGGAUGCUCACAUUGCCGGAACCUUUCUCCGAUCUCUCGACGAUCGAUGGUCCCUUGCCUCCGCGGUAUCCUCCGGAAGAAUUGUUGUCUCUGGUAGAUCCAGACAUCCGCAAACCAUUCGAUAUGACGGAGGUACUGAUCAGAAUUGUCGAUGAUUCGCGAAUAUCCAUGUUCAAGCCGAGCUUUGGCUCAAAUCUCAUCACCGCCUAUGCGCAAAUAAUGGGCCACAAUGUUGGGAUCGUAGCCAACAGAAUUCCUGUCAUCAAUGGAGACGAGGCUUCCAAAGGCGCACAAUUUAUUCGCCUUUGCAAUCAGUCAAACCUGCCAAUACUCUUCCUGCACAAUGUCACUGGAUUCAUGGUCGGAACCAAAGCCGAACAUUCUGCCAUUAUCAAGAAAGGAGCACAGAUGGUCUCGGCUGUGAGCUGUUCCAAGGUCCCCCACAUCUCCAUCAUAUUGGGCGCCUCUUAUGGAGCAGGCAACUAUGCCAUGUGCGGACGAAGCUACAAGCCACGCUUCAUGUUCACUUGGCCGACCGGUCGAUGCAGCGUAAUGGGUCCAGAUCAACUCGCUGGAGUGAUGCAAAAUAUCGAAGCGAACAGUGCCAAGUCGAAGGGCAAAGUGCUCGAUCAAGACGCAGUAACAAAGCAAACGGAAGUCUUGAAGCAGACUGUGCUGAGAGACUGUGAUCCGUAUAGGACGAGCUCCGCGCUACAUGAUGACGGAGUUAUUGAUCCUCGGGAUACGAGGGAUAUUGUCGGUAUGUGCUUGGAGGUCGUCAAGAUUCCAGGCGUUGAGGGCGCAGCGGCACAUAGUGUUUUGGCUCGGCUGUAG